UGAUCGUGGCCUGGCAGCUCUUCGACGCUCGAACAUUCUGUCGUGUGUUUUCGGCUCUACGGAUGCGCGCUUAAAAAAUACUUACGGCAUUAUAUCUACAGCUUCUCUCUGGAUGGCUUGCAUGUUGAUACGGAUCAAGCAAGCUACUGUUAUAGUUCCACGGGCGACUGCUUGAGAUCAAAUGACAUUCUAAACAACAUCGAGAAUGUAGAUCCUCUGGGUAUUACUGGGUCUACUCUUCAAGAGAUAUAACCAUGAGAUAGAACUCGCAGUCCCAGCAGCAUUGUCACCAUGUUGAAACCAGUAGCUUCAGCGAACCUUGGUCAUUCCAACAAGCCACCCCUCAGUCCGAAGGAUCACCACAGCUUAUAUCCGUUUGGCUUGAGCAAUGACCUCGGAAAUGCAUUUGUGAUCAUCAAACCUUCAGAGAAACACAAUGAGAAUCUGCAUCAAGAUGAGAUUGGUAUUACAGUUCAUCCCCCGCACGGUCUGUCACACUCCCCGGUGUCUAACGUGCGGUCCGCGACUCCACUUACGUUGCUCGUGCCGAAAAAAGUGGAGCUGGGACACUCGAGCCAGUCCCUUACCAUGCGCAACUCUCCUAGACUCUUGAGUGCAUCCUCCUCCAUACUUGAUCUAUCUGUGGAGUCCGAGGCACUGGAGAGAGCUAUACGAACCAAUGAGACGUCCGUCGUUAUAAAGAUGCUGGAGGUGCACCACAGGAAGUUUGCCAUCAACCCCCACGCGCCGGUGUACCUUCGUGCGAGUGGAGACAAGAGCAGCACCAGCAGUUGUGACUCACGGAGUCAGUCCAGUAGUCGUGCAGGGGAUGCACCGCCGCCCCUGAAGAAGACGCCCAACCUCCCCGAGAAAACCUACCAUAUCUCGGAAAAGUAUGCCGAUCGGCUGGAGAGCAUCACCGUCGAUGAACAGGACGUUCCGUGGAUCUUCCGCAGCGCGCUGCACGUGUCCAUCUGGUCGAACGCCGUCGACGUGGCACGCUUGCUCCUGCAUUACGGCGUCGAUCCGAACGCCGGCGGGGUGAAGCCAUUCGUGCACGAGUACUACGGCAGCGACACCAACAGCAGUCCCAGCCCCUGCAUGCUGUCACCGAUGCAGGGUGGCUUCAGCCGGCCGGGGAGUCGCGAGGAGCGGCGUUCCACCGCCUCCGAGAUCUUCUUCGGCAACCUCCUCUCCCCGGAGCAGAACGCCAAGCGACCGCACAGCGUCAGCUCCUGCCGCUCGCGCAACUCCAGUUUCCGCUCGUUCCACGGCAGCUUCCGCCGGCAGCAGCGUCUCGCGCGGCAGCGCUCGCUCGAGCGGCCCGACUACGCGCCGCGCUACACGCCCGAGUACCUGUACACGCUGCCGCCGCUCUUCGUCGCCGCCGCACAGGGCGCCGGCGAAGCGGCGCGCAUGCUCGUGCGCCACGGCGCGCGCGUCGACGUCCGAGACACGCACGGCAACACUCCGCUGCACGUCGCCGUCGGCGGCGACGCGGCGGCGUCGGCGGCGGCAAUCGACUGCGUGGCGGCGCUUCUCGAGGGCGGCGCGCGCGUCGACGCGCCGAACCAGGACGGCGUCGCGCCGGUCGACGUCGCACCCGAGCUCGUCGCGAUGCAGCGCGAGAUCGUCGACGAGGCGAUGCUCGCGUUUCAUCCCGCCAGGGGGCGCCUCGCGAAGAGCGGGUCGGCGCACACGGUCGCGGCGCGGCUGGACAGCGCCGGGUCUGGCUCGCGCGCCGCGGGCAUCCUCCGUCGCCUCCAGCACGACCUUGGCUCGAAGGCGAAGGGCGGAGGCGGCGGCGGGAAGAGGUCGACGCGGGAGAACUCUCCCGACGACAGCGUCUUCAUGUCGGAGCACGGCCACGGCGAGGCGCCCUCUACAACGUCCGACACGACGAUCAUCCUCGACAACAAGACUCUGUGA
Priapulus caudatus is the source of this 1929-nucleotide messenger RNA. RefSeq lists its product as uncharacterized. Bases 292 to 1929 code for a protein of 545 amino acids. The record is from RefSeq and is a predicted model, not a curated record. Lineage: Eukaryota; Metazoa; Priapulida; Priapulimorpha; Priapulimorphida; Priapulidae. Gene Ontology annotation, molecular function: protein binding. The transcript has 8 exons.